UGGCGCCAACAAAACGUUCCCUGUCCCCCCCCCUCUCCCCUCUAUUCUGCCGGUUAAGGAAACACUCUGCUGUCAAAUUCCACUCUCUUUAUUUUCGUUCAGCUGAAGCUCUCAGCAGCCGGGACUGUCAGAGUUUUACCGUAAAAGCCUUACUUUUACGAACAAUGCCUUUCCAGUAUCCAAACGCAUAUCGCGACGAAGCCGUGGUGGAUGAUUACCAUGGGCAGAAGAUUCCUGACCCAUACAGCUGGCUGGAGGAUCCCGACAGUGAGAAAACUCAGGCCUUUGUGAAUGCUCAGAACCAGUUGACGUUGCCCUUCCUGGAGGAGUGUCCGGUCAGGGAAGUUUUUAAAGAGCGAAUGACUGAGCUCUAUGAUUACCCCAAGUACAGCUGCCCCUUCAAACGUGGGGAAAGGUACUUUCACUUCUAUAACACAGGCUUGCAGAACCAAAGCGUUCUCUACGUUCAGGAUAACCUGGAUGCAGAACCGCGUGUGUUCCUGGACCCAAACACGUUCUCAGACGACGGAACUGUAGCUUUACGAGGUUAUGCGUUCUCAGAGGAUGGAGAGUAUCUGGCAUACGGUACCAGUGCGAGUGGUUCUGACUGGGUGGAGAUCCACUUCCUCCGGGUGGACGGAGCCGUGGCUCUGGAGGACCAGCUGGACCGAGUAAAGUUCAGCUGCAUGUCCUGGACCCACGAUGGAAAAGGACUGUUCUACAACUCUUACCCUGAACAGGAGGGCAAGAGUGACGGCACAGAGACAUCCACUAAUCUGAAUCAGAAGCUGUACUACCAUGUGCUGGGCACUCCACAGUCUCAGGAUGUGCUGUGUGCAGAGUUCCCCGACGAGCCCAAGUGGAUGAGUGGAGCUGAGGUAUCUGAUGACGGCCGUUACGUGUUGCUGUCUAUCAGAGAAGGUUGUGAUCCGGUGAAUAGGUUGUGGUACUGCGACCUCAACACGCUCCCAGACGGCAUCACAGGGUUGUUGCCGUGGGUGAAGCUGAUCGACAACUUUGAUGCAGAAUAUGAGUACGUAACGAACGAGGACACAGUUUUCACCUUCAAAACCAACCUGGACGCGCCACGCUACCGCCUCAUAAAUGUAGAUUUUGCUGAUCCGGCACCCAGCCAGUGGAAGGAGCUCCUCCCUCAGCACGAUAAAGAUGUCAUUGUUUUUGCUACCUGCUCGUACUCCACCCUUCUGUUCGUGUGCUAUCUUCACGAUGUGAAGAAUGUGUUGAAGAUGUAUCAGCUGGCAUCAGGAGAGGAGCUGAAGACGUUCCCCUUAGAGGUGGGCUCCAUCGUGGGCUUCACCGGCCGCAAGAAGGACUCUGAGAUUUUCUACUACUUCACCUCUUUCCUCUCGCCAGCCAUCAUCUACCAUUGUGACCUGACCAAAGAUCCUCUGCAGCCACACGUCUUCAGAGAGGUCACAGUAAAGGGCUUUAACACUGCGGAGUACCAGACCACACAGGUAUUUUAUCCUAGUAAAGAUGGCACUCAGAUCCCGAUGUUCAUCGUGCAUAAGAAAGGCAUCCAGCUGGACGGCUCCCACCCUGCCUUCCUCUAUGGCUAUGGAGGGUUCAACAUCUCCAUAACACCCAGCUAUAGUGUGUCCAGGCUCAUUUUUGUACGGCAUCUGGGAGGAGUUUUAGCUGUGGCCAACAUCCGAGGGGGAGGAGAGUACGGAGAAACAUGGCACAAAGGUGGUAUGCUGGGGAACAAGCAGAAUUGUUUCACUGAUUUCCAGUGCGCAGCGGAAUAUCUGAUAAAGGAGGGCUACUCCUCGCCGAAGAAGCUCACCAUCAAUGGGGGCUCCAACGGAGGGCUGCUCGUGGCGGCGUGUGUGAAUCAGAGGCCUGAUCUGUUCGGCUGCGCUGUAGCUCAGGUCGGAGUGAUGGACAUGCUGAAGUUCCAUAAGUUCACGAUCGGCCACGCCUGGACCACCGACUUCGGCUGCUCGGAGAUUAAAGACCAGUUCGAUUGGCUUAUCAAGUACUCUCCUCUUCAUAACAUCCACAUCCCUGAAGGUGAAGGUGUGCAGUACCCGGCUGUGUUGUUGUUGACCGGCGACCAUGACGACCGCGUGGUUCCUCUACACUCGCUGAAGUACAUCGCCACCCUUCAGCACGCGAUUGGUCGCUGGCCCAGCCAGUCAAACCCUCUGUUCAUUUACGUCGACACUAAGUCAGGGCACGGGGCCGGGAAGCCCACCACUAAGGUCAUCCAGGAGGUGGCCGACACGUACGCCUUCAUUGCCCGCUGCCUGGACCUCAGCUGGAUCAACUAGUAAAUGUACAUACGGGGGCGCACAGACGCAGGGACAGCUACACAGCUCUGCAUCUGUUUUAAUUCACUUCUCUUUGACAUGUCUGGCUCAAGAAAGUAUUAAUACCCGUUUCUCUUUAUCUCUGUACUUCAGCUUCUGGGACUCUCUGUUCUGACUUUCUCUUUAAAGUAGUACUUGAUCGUUUUUAAACUAUCCUCUAUUCACUGCAUCUUCAUAAUACAUUCGAUUAUCACAGCAAUUUCAACACGUCUGUCUUCAGAUAAGAAAAGAACACAACUUGCUUAUAAUAGGAGUCAAUGAGCAGUUGCUGAAUUCUAUGAAUAAGCAUUUUAAAGUAGAGACUGUAAAACAUUGAGUGUGUGUACAUGCACUUAGUAAUCCGAUAAUGGGGAAACUCCAGGUCUAUAAGAGUCGGACAGUAAUCAGAUUUCUGCUCUACAACCAGCCAGUAAACUCUCAGAAGAAGACGUGAUGUAAACGUAACGUAAAACUCGAAUUUUAGCUGCAGCUUUCCUUUAAAACGUCAUGUCACUUUACCUGGAAAUAUGAACAUGCAUCGUCUAAAUGAUCCUUCAUUUCGUAUUUGGUUCCAGCGCUGCUCCAGAAGUGUUGUGCUGCAUCUCGCGGCGACGCUGCUCGCUUAUUUCCAGUACCGCCGUCUGUUUUCACACACGUACAGGCUGAGAAAUCCGAAAGAAAGUCCACAUGCACCGAGAAAUUUGAUUACGGAGCUUAAAUCCAGCCUCAGUAUCUGAUUUCUAGAUCGGAGUACUGUGUUUACAUGACCAGUUUAAUCAUCUGAUCACUGCAAAAAUCCGAUCACGAUGCAUGUAAACACACGUUAAGAUGAGACGGACCGAGAGAAUGUCUUAAAGGGGAAUUCCACCCGUUUUUCAAAGUUCCUGCGUAAUUCUUUAAAAAGCCCAAGUCAGUGGGGUUUGAUGGGAAACGCUUCAUUCUAAAGAAUCUGUCAGAAUUGGUGACAGUGGUGGUGAAUGGAACCAGACGUCCUCUUCUGUAAGCGUCUCUGCAGUGGAACGUUUCACAUCACAUCUCCAAAUGACUUGUCAUUUCACUUUUCCUAAAGUUUUCUGAUAUCCAUGGAAAUCAGGCAGAUGUUCAGAAAAAUCUACCCACCCUCUUUAGUCCCACAGGAAAAAGUAACAGAUUUACAGCGUCCUUUAAAAAUACCUUAGACUGAAGAAAAGUCCAUGUUUCCCACAAACGUUUACCAAUGGAAAUCAGCAGCUGCCCACUGGCUCCUAUUAUAAAUAAGUGAGCUGCUUUUUGUUUCUAAGUACAGACGGACGUGUUUGAACAGUCGUCUGAUCUCGAUGGUCAGAUACAGGUGCAGCCGAUGGGGAUCAGGUUUAGGAAUGCUGUAGUUUUCCUUUCAACUCUAAACCUUUUCACUUCAACCAGCCUUGUUCUUUCUUCAUCCAGUCCAGACGUCGUCCUCCACCCCUCUCACGAUUCCCCUUUUUCUUUACGUCUAUCUCACUCCCGUUUUCUCUUGAUCUCGCACUUCUCUCUCCCUUUUUUCGUCUCACUCUUUUUCCCAUAUAUCUUGUUCUUUCUUUCACUGUAUCUUUUCCUUGUCCGUCUUUUCUCCCCAACUCUUUUCAUCUUUUCCCUUUUC
Messenger RNA from Pygocentrus nattereri (red-bellied piranha), 3933 nucleotides. RefSeq names its product prolyl endopeptidase. Gene Ontology annotation, biological process: proteolysis. The coding region runs from base 165 to 2294 and encodes 709 amino acids. The record is from RefSeq and is a predicted model, not a curated record. Gene Ontology annotation, molecular function: oligopeptidase activity; serine-type endopeptidase activity. Gene Ontology annotation, cellular component: cytosol. The transcript is spliced from 15 exons. NCBI's taxonomy places the organism in Eukaryota, Metazoa, Chordata, Actinopteri, Characiformes, Serrasalmidae.